CCAUUAAAAGGCUCACUACAACAAGUGUUUGAAGAUGGCCUCAAAGAGCUCAGCAUCUCUUGCUCUCUUCCUCUCCCUCAACCUUCUCUUCUUUGCCCUUGUCUCAGCCAAUAACACACCAUGCUGCAAUAACCCUAACCCUAACUGCUGCAACAACCCUAACCCUAACCCUAACCCUACCCCCACCCCAACUACCCCCACCCCAACACCCUCUUCAAGGGGAACUUGUCCUAGAGAUGCACUGAAGCUUGGUGUAUGUGCCAACUUACUGGGGUUGGUGAAUGUGGUGGUGGGCUCACCACCAACCCUCCCUUGUUGUACUCUACUCCAAGGCCUUGCCAAUCUCGAAGCGGCGGUCUGCCUUUGCACUGCCAUCAGAGCCAAUAUCUUGGGUAUAAAUCUCAACAUCCCAAUCUCCCUAAGCUUGCUGCUGAAUGUAUGUGGGAGAAAUGUACCAACUGGUUUCCAGUGCAACUAGCCACUGUCUUCUUGCCUUCUAUAUUACUCUUUUCUAUGUCCUGUCUGGUGCUCUUGAAUAAGCCUUGAAUAGCUUCUGCACUUGGGAAUGCAGUUCUUAUGUGCAUGUUUGAGUGAUUGGUGUAAUUUCAUGUCAUUCUUCUUUAA
This is a messenger RNA of Magnolia sinica, 624 nucleotides long. Its product is annotated as 14 kDa proline-rich protein DC2.15-like. Bases 35 to 478 code for a protein of 147 amino acids. The transcript has a single exon. NCBI's taxonomy places the organism in Eukaryota, Viridiplantae, Streptophyta, Magnoliopsida, Magnoliales, Magnoliaceae. The record is from RefSeq and is a predicted model, not a curated record.